AAUAAAAAGAAAAGGACCAGGAAAGGGAAAGAGAGAGAGAGAGAGAGUGUGUGUAUGUGUAUCGCAACGCGUGUGAAAUGGAUGGUACGCCAAAGAAAAGCGAAGCAGUGCUAAUAUAUGGAUGCCCAUGGGUGGAACUUGGCCGAAAUGUGCCAGCGCUACCAUCACGCUAUACCGGCGGCAGCGGCGACGACGCAGAAUUCCUCGCCAGCUAGGGAUCCCUCGGCUGCCAUCGCGCAAGGCCUGUCAACCGCCGCUCUCAUCGAUCAAGCCAGCAGCCCGUCUUAUUCGCACUACACGAUGCUGGACAAUUAUGACAGGGGUGAGGUGACACCACCACCGGCGGUGAGCGGUUACGGCGGCUCCCCCGGGCUCCUGGCGCUCCAUUCCUCGCUGUACGCGACCCCGACGUCGAGGGCCUACGACAUCGACUCCGGCAUCGACGGCAACGACAGCUCGAUGCCCAUCGACACCCAAAUCAUCUCGAUACCGAGCAUGCUGACCGGGCCGGCGCAGCAGCGGCUCGAGGACAUGCCCUGGCUCGCCUCCGGCCCGUCGCUGGAAUACCAGCCGGGCAUCUCGCCGAUUCCCGCGGGAGUGAAGAUGUGCCAUCCCGGCGGCGGCACCGCCCAGAGGAGCCUCAAGGAGCAACGGAUACGUCGCCCGAUGAACGCGUUCAUGGUCUGGGCGAAGGUCGAGCGGAAGAAAUUGGCCGACGAGAAUCCCGAUCUCCACAACGCCGAUCUCAGCAAGAUGCUCGGGAAGAAAUGGCGGGGCCUGACGCCGCAAGACAGGAGGCCGUACGUCGAGGAGGCCGAGAGGCUCCGGGUUAUACACAUGCAGGAACAUCCGAACUACAAGUACCGGCCGCGGCGCAGGAAGCACGCGAAACGGACACCCGGUGCACCGUCCUCGCCUCCCUCGGCGACCAACACCACCGCGGGCAACAGAUCCAAUCCUGCCGGCCCGACGAUCCAUCAUUCCAUGUCCAAGAUGGACAGUUACCAGGGCAUGUCACAGAUCCCGUGGGGUGGCCAUUCCCCGAUCUCAUCCCUGUACCAUCAGCAACAGCAGCAGGGUAUUCAGGAGUACAAAUCAGAAAACAAUUCGCUCUACGGCAGCCCUUACACGCCCAUCAUCCACAGUCCGGACAUAUCUCCGGUAGCCAGUCCCGAGCCCGAUGGCGACGGCGGCCAUCUGUCGUCCGCACAAAAUCCGGAUCCGGAGCGUGAGCUGAUGGAAGGCACCUCGAAGCAACACGGAGACAUGGCCGAUCAGACGAAACGAUACACCUUUAUGAGUGGCGACAAUCAAUUGCACACGGGCCACGCUGGUAACACUAGCAUAUCAUCGUGUCAGAAUUCCGGCGGUUACACGGAUACCUUAACGUAUAAGAAAUCCGUGGGCUAUUUGAAUUUCGAGAGACAGUCCACGAGCAUAGCCGCGGUAGGCAUAGCGAACGGUAUGAUGGUGUCGUGCAAUAAGCUACGCUCCGGUUUCGACAACAUCGGCUCCGUCACGGGCACGUUUUACCCGCCGGUCGCCUCGCCGCACGAUCAAUCGCUACAGCAUUACAGUGGCACGCAGUCGUCCAAGAGCACGACGAACUAUUCGAUGCAGCCUACCGUUGAGAGCAAUUACAAUCCGGUCCAAUGCACCGGCAGCCGACAGCAGACUAUGGGAAUCCGCGGGGCCGCCGAAAGUUGUUCCGGUGCAGUGACGCACCGAUACCAAAUGCCGCAUCAUCAGGAAUACCAGCCGGACCCGUCGUCCGGCAGUAGCCAGCAGCAACACGCGAUUCUCGGCGGUCACAUUGAUCCCGGUAUGAGCGCCGAGGACGAACAGCAGCAGACGCUCCAGCUGGAAAAGUAUUUCAAGUAUUCCCAUACAACGAGCGUGGCGCAUUCGAGCUUGUCGUCGCAAAGUAUGUUGGACAGCAAUCAUAACUACGCCAGCGAUCUGCGCUACUACGGUGCACCGCCGCAGUCUCAGCUGGAUAUACCGAAUUCUCAAUGCAUCGUCGACGAUCAGCAUGGCAACAAGGAUGCUCGUUGUCCUAACGUCUCGAUCGGUCACGCCAUGGAGCAGUAUCAUCCGGGACUGGAGGUGUCCAAGUACACGGACCAUUCGGUGACACAGCCGCAUCAACAGCCGCAGCCACAGCAGCAGCCACAGCAGCAGCAGCAACAGCAACAACAGCAGAGCAUGGAACACGUGCCCAAGACCGACGAUGAUUUCAGUGUUAUACUUGCGGACGUGCGCAAGACUUGCUACAGUAGCUAGUGUUUCUUCUUCUAGUGCAUAGAACGAUCCACGGGUUUCGGGUUGGACCGACAAGCGAAUUUCAGGGACUCCCCUUUCGCUCACCGUCGGGAAGGACAGGAUGCUUGUGUGCACAUUUUGAGUCAUCACGUGGCCGGUGCUACGCGAAAUAUAUCAAAGCAUUUUUAUAUCUCGUGAUAAAAGGUACGUUCUUCUCGUUAACUUCAGAAACAAUUUCGGGCUCAGUCGGGCAAAAGGUAUAUUGCUUGCUAAAAAUCGAUUCAUUCAAUUUCCAAUACGGGAAAUAUUUAAUUGGUUUUUUUUUUGGAACUUUGUCUAUGAAUAUCCCUUGAAUAUAAGCACGAUCUCUUAUGGAUUUCAGUACAACUGAAAUUAUAUUCAUGCGAGUCAGUGACGUACAAUUGUCGCCUGUCAACAAGUUGCGGAAAGCGAAAUUGCGAUAAAAAUACGAUACGAAUACAAUAAUACGAUAUAAACAAUGAUAAACUGCCUGAUAUGAUCAAGAAUGUCAUCAUAUUUCGUUACAAUGAAUAUCGUUUUAUUGGAAUUUUUUACAAAAUAUUAAAUUUCCUGGAUUUCUGAUAUCUUAUCUGCAAAUUUAUACGAACACUUUAAGACUUGAAAAAACGUAAUGACUAGGCGGCUGGUGGUGCACGGAUAAUGUAGCAUUAAAAUUGCAGAGAGAAUUGUAUACUCAUAUAGAUGUCACAUUAUUUUGUCACAUUAGUUUCAUUAUCAAAGAUAACAGUAGCAAAGAUAAUAGCGAUAGCGAGAGAUAUUAAAUUUAUGUUAUUAUAUUAGAAAACUUUCACAUGUCAAGAAAUGUUUUGCAUCAGCAGAUCAUCUCAUAUUUACUUCGAGAUAGCAGCAUUUACUUUUGGUGCUACACCAUUGUGAGCUUUAUCAUCCAAAAACUUAUUUUUAAUUGUCACAAACGAUGGUUUUACAUAAACUUAUGUUUUUGUGUGUAAAUAAAUUUUCCUUUUCUUGCUCAUCAGGGUGACGUUUCUAGUAACUUGUGCACAAAGUCUGCACGUCAAGUUUUGUAGAAAUGCGAAUGGUGCAAAAUGUCUUCGAUGUGUAUAGAGAGACGUGUAAAGAAUUCUGGGUAAAUUAUUAUCAUACUAUUAUUUUGCUAUUAUAAUUUUACCUAUUAUUAACAUUAUUAUUAUUAUUAUUAUUAUUAUUAUUAUUAUUAUUAUUAUUAAAUGUAUCGUACUUAAUAGAAUCGAUUGUGAACAAACAUUUACCUGCAUAUAUUCUUCAAAGAAUAUCCUUCCAUAAAAAAUAUAACACAUUCUUGACGCGCUUUAUAUUGUUGUGCAUAUCGUUUCUUUUAUGUAUGUAGCGCACACGUAUGUGGUAGGUACUACACACAAUAUAUGUAUGAGACAUGCAUACAUAUAUAUUAUAUUGUAAAAUAUUAUAUUAUGUUGUCCAUUUCGUCACUUAAAAUAAAUUUCUCAUUGGGUUUCACACAAUAAAAUUAUAUAACUUUCUAAAAGAAUAUUACAUCCCCGUGAGGUAAUACAUCGCGCUAAUAUAUUUUUUAAUCACGUACAUGUAUUAAAAGUGACCUUUCAGGAUUGAUUUCCAUGUUAUUAAAACACACACAUGUAUGUAUAUUAAUUCUUUUUAUUAAAUAUAUAUAAAAAAUAUGUGUAUAAGAUACAACAUUAUGUGUAAAGCUGAAAUCAUACAUAGUGUAGUGUAGUGUAGUGAUAUCCAUAAAUUACAUCAAAGGGGGUUGAUACAAUAAUUAAAUAUUUAAUAUUUCUCAUUUUCCAUUAUAUAAUUCUGACGCUUCUCGCACCAGAAGGUCACAGAUAUCUAUAGAUAAAUUCUUUUUUACUAAAUAAAUAUAUUUAUAUUAAACAACAGGCACAUGAAGAAAACAAGUAUUAAAUAAAUUAUUAUAAAUAUUUUAUAAUAUCGAGUCUACAAUAAGACAUUUAUAAAUAUUUCCUCGAGUUAUCUAGGAAUUGUUAUUGCACAUAUCGCCCUUUUUAAUAUCUGUCGCAAAGCCAUUUGAUAACUGAAAUGAUCAAUGCUAAAGUCAGUAUAUCAAAGUAAGAUCUCAAAAUUAAUCUCCAACUCUCCCUGCUAAAUCAGCAUGCAUAUAUUUCUAUGCAAACAAUGUAUUUUUACGAAUUUUUUGUUACAUUUUAUGUAUUAAUCCCCAUUGAUUUACACGUAAAUAUAUUUACGAUUAUAAUCGAAUUGUGCGACGUUUAUGUUUGCUUUACCAUUAUAAUAUGGUAUGUGUGAAGGAGGCUGACGUCGCUCGAUGCAAUUUAUCAAUCAUUCGUAGCAGAACCAGGAUUGUUAAGACAAAAAUAUAAAGAAUGAAUUCUUUUAGUAAUAUACAAUUCUUUCUUACUUGAAGUUAUAUUCUAAAUAUACUUUCAAGAAAGAAUAUAAAAUUCUCUGUUAACUUGUGCGUAUAACGAAAAAAAUCAGUGGCAUAUUUCAAUUCUAAAUGAAAAAAAAAAAAGACAUUGUUUCUGUCACAGAAUUAUAUACGUAUUUUGUGUUUCUAAGAAAAUCUAAGAAAAAUAUUAAAGUUGAUUAAUAAUAAAUUUAAUCGUUAGAAUAAUUAAUGAUUAAUAAUUAAUAAUUUCAAUCGCUUAAUCCCGGCUCUUUCAUAGCUAUGUUGUGAAUGUCUCUUUAUCACUAUUUUUGCUUUCGUAGCAAUCAAUUGCUAAUAGAAUUAUAAAUGGCGAGGUCUAUUUGGGGAAUCAUACCGAGUACAUUUUUCUCGGCAUUAACAUAUUGUACGUCUUCUAUUCGCAGUAUAGUGGUUGUUGACUAAAACCUGACACCAAAUACUGCUAGAUGAUCAUAAAUAUUUCGUGAACAUCAGAUUACAAGCGUAAGUAUAUACGUACGUAUUCCUUCGCUUCGAAAACGAUCUCUACUGUAAAUAUAACGUACAUGUAAGAGAUUUCAGAGAGCAAUGGCUUAACGCUAUACGUUAAAUGGACAGAUUUUACAGUCUUAUUCACGAUGAUCCGCUAGAUAUAGCUCUCUCAAUAAAACGUGCAAAGACAUUCGUUACAAAUUAGAUUAAUUCACGUAUCAUUAUAUAAAUUGCUAAUAUUCUUAUAAAGUCUCGCACAGUACUGCAAAUCUUACAUAAACUGUACAAUUUUUGGCUAUUAACAUGAAUUUGUAUGUACAUGAAUUUAUAUAUAUCUAGCUCAUCGGUAUCUAUUGUAUCAAUAUUGUUAUUUGUGACUCUGCAUAUAUAUAUGUAUAUAUAUGUCUUAUGUACAAUUAUAACAUAUAAUGUACACACAUACAAUGUGUAUAAAUGGCAGCUUUACAAA
This is a messenger RNA of Monomorium pharaonis (pharaoh ant), 5612 nucleotides long. It is a transcript of the gene Sox15, whose product is annotated as putative transcription factor SOX-15. Gene Ontology annotation, biological process: anatomical structure morphogenesis; regulation of DNA-templated transcription; cell differentiation. The record is from RefSeq and is a predicted model, not a curated record. Lineage: Eukaryota; Metazoa; Arthropoda; Insecta; Hymenoptera; Formicidae. Bases 118 to 2283 code for a protein of 721 amino acids. The transcript is spliced from 8 exons. Gene Ontology annotation, molecular function: DNA-binding transcription factor activity, RNA polymerase II-specific; RNA polymerase II cis-regulatory region sequence-specific DNA binding.